UGUCGUUCGGUGUUGUUUGCUGUCGUUCGGUGUCGUUCGGUGUUGUUUGCUGUCGCUGAUCAUCGCCGCCUCGAUCUCGAUCACCUUCCCCUGCGAUAUCGACCGAAUCCGUCUCUGUGCUGAGGAUCCACCAUGAGCAGUGCCAUCGCCCGUCUCGUUGCCCUGUCGAAGGAGCGCGCCCCCGUCGCCAACGUGCUGUUUGGCGAGGUCGUCGGCACCAAGAUGCAAAAGACCGUCAAGGUCCGGGUCGCCAACACCAAGAUGCACCCGAUCAUCCAAAAACCCGUCACCAUCCAUCGCAACGUCUUUGCCCACGACGAAACCGAGCAGUGUGUCGUCGGCGACUACGUCCGCAUCGAUCAUUGCCAGCAAAAGAGCAAAAACAAACACUACACCCUCGGCGAAAUCGUCCUGGCUGCAAAGCGGGCACAGGACUCGACAGGCAAGCUGCACACCCAGCGGGUCCACCGCGGCGACCUCACCAGGACCAGCCCGCUCUUCCAGCAGUUCUCCGACGAUGCUCAUUCGCAGUCGUCAUAGAGGCAGCCGUGGUCGCUCCUAUCCACGCACUCUGCAUCUUCGCCGUCCGCGCCGGCAAUCGCUGUCCCGACUGACCUGCCGACCGGAUGAAG
Messenger RNA from Polychytrium aggregatum, 632 nucleotides. RefSeq lists its product as uncharacterized. Gene Ontology annotation, molecular function: structural constituent of ribosome. Gene Ontology annotation, cellular component: mitochondrion; ribosome. NCBI's taxonomy places the organism in Eukaryota, Fungi, Chytridiomycota, Chytridiomycetes, Polychytriales. The coding region runs from base 133 to 540 and encodes 135 amino acids. The transcript has 2 exons. The record is from RefSeq and is a predicted model, not a curated record. Gene Ontology annotation, biological process: translation.